GUCCCCGGCGUCUUCCUGUCCCGUCAGGUCCCUGCAGUUGGCUCUGCCCGCCUCCCUCGCAGCAUGUCCGAGACCGCGCCGCCCGCGCCGGCCGCCUCCACUCCCCCCGAGAAGCCCGCGCCGGGCAAGAAGGCCAAGCGACCCGCGAAAGCCGCCGCCGCCAAGAAGAAGCCCGCGGGCCCUUCUGUGUCCGAGCUGAUCGUGCAAGCCGUGUCCUCCUCCAAGGAGCGCAGCGGCGUGUCCCUGGCCGCGCUCAAGAAGGCGCUGGCGGCCGCCGGCUACGACGUGGAGAAGAACAACAGCCGCAUCAAGCUGGGCCUCAAGAGCCUGGUGAGCAAGGGCACCCUGGUGCAGACCAAGGGCACCGGCGCCUCGGGCUCGUUCAAGCUCAACAAGAAGGCCUCCCCUGGGGAGGCCAAGGCCAACCCCACAAAGGUGGCGAAAGCCAAGGUGACGGGCGCCUCUAAGAAGCCCAAAAAGGUCACGGCGGCUGUUAAAAAAGCCGUCAAGACCCCGAAAAAGGCCAAGAAGCCUGCUGUAACCAAGAAGCCCUCCAAGAGUCCCAAGAAGCCCAAGGUCGUGAAGCCUAAGAAAGUAGCCAAGAGCCCUGCCAAAGCCAAGGCUGUGAAGCCCAAAGCGGCCAAGGCGAAGGUGACCAAGCCAAAGACCGCUGCCAAGCCCAAAAAAGCAGCGCCCAAGAAGAAGUAAAGGUUCCAGUUGGAAGCUUCUUCCAAUAACCCAACGGCUCUUUUAAGAGCCACCAACCUACUCCGGGGAAAGAGCUUUAGUACGUGUGCCCUUGGGCUUCGCGGAAUUUCUGCCUUCUUGCCAGGGUCCCCACCAACUUCUGCCCCGUGCUCAGUCCCUUACAGUGGAGUUGUCGCUACGGGGAGCUAGGCCCUAGUACUUGAGACUAGGGUUCUGGGGCUUGAAGGGGCUUCAAGUGGGGCGGUUUGAGAGCCCCUUCCCUAGUACUUCAUUUUACCCGAGGUUCCCGCGCAGUACCAGAAGUACAUGGGGGAACUUGGCGUCCCUGCCACCAAGUUCCACACCCCCAAGCUAGUCCGUCAUCCACGUGAACUAUUUGGGGCGUGACAGCCCCGCCGUGGUCCGGGUUGGAAGCGUGUGCCACGACUACUCGGUUUUCCUGGUUGAGUUCAAAGCAGGGACGUGGUGUGGACAAUAGUGCGAAAGCGGCCUUUUCCAAAAUUGGUUCCCUGGAGAAGGCCUUUCCGGGCAAUCGGUGCAACCUAGGGCUUGGCCACGCCCUCCGCACCCGCGGCACGCCAGCUGGACGUCCUCCGGCAGGACGGGGCAGGACGGAGACGCCCUGGCGUGGAUGGCGCGCAGGCCGGUGUCCUCGAGGAGCCCUAGGAACCCCGCCAGGUAGGCCUUGCACGCCUCCCGCGGCGCCGAGACGCCCGAGCUCUGGAAGCGCAGGUCGUUCUUGCGGGCGCUUGAGCGUGGGGCGAGCUGCGGGCGAGUUUCUGGCCGAGGUCACGACCAAGGGGCUUGGCUGCAAUGGAAUUUGAGAGCCAUAAGCCCAAAAGCCCUCAUCGGGCUUGUCUGUAUUUAGGAAACGAAGCUGCCCUGGCUGGAUUUUGGAAAAGCCACUCUAGCCUAACUACACGGUGUUUUCCUGCGCGCAGGGUUGCCCAUUCUGGCGGUGCUAUAUACCAUAGUAAGUAGUGACCACUUUCUCGCAGAAUUGCCCCUUUGUAAAGGUUUUUCUGAGUUAAUUCUGGGAUUCAGAUGUUAAUCCCGCCUUUCACAUCCGAGGAGAAAACAGUAUGAGCCAGGGUUACUACUUAGCACAGCUCCGUAAAGACUUCUUUUUACGCGUGCCCAUACGAAUUCUUCUGUUUUUCAGAUGAUCUUUUUCCUUUUUGCACUGGCUUGCUGGGCGCCCACUAUCCCGUAGUCGGCCAAACAGGCGCUCCACAUUUGCGCUCCUCCCUCAAAUUGGUUUGUGCUUUCUUUGAACUCUUUUACAAGCACCCGUCCUCCACAGGCAUGACUGUUCAUUUUGGUCUUCGGCCAGGGUUAUUUACAAAACGGUGUUAUUAUAUACGUUGCAACUUUUUUUACCAAAACUUCUCAAAAAUCCCCUUUAGUCAAACCUUUUUUUUAAAGGUCCUUCACGUAACAUAAACUAUUCACCUGUUUCCUAUUGGUAAGCUUUGACACGGUUUCCAUUUACCACUACUGACCCUGGUGCAAGAGUUCCAACACUGAAAUUGCUAGAGUGUAUUUGAUGUCUGGGUUGGUGCUGACCUAUCCUGAAAAUAGCUCCCCUCAUCCAUUCCAGCUGUCAAGGUGUGGUCACAAUUUCUGCCAGUCUAACGGGUAUAAAAUUAUUUCACAUUGUCCUUUUGAUUUGCAUUAUUAUAGUCACUAGUGCAUCCUUCCUUUAGGUUUAUUAGUCAUUUGAAUACGCUUUUCAGAGAAUGUCUACUUGUUCCUUUGCUCACUUUUUUUCAUCGGGCAGUUUGUGUCUCUUGCCCCAUUCUGUUUUUUUAUAUAGGAGAGACAGGAAACUUCUUAUCACCUGUGUUGCAGAUAGUUUUCUAAUUCUGGCAUUGUUUCCCAUAUUUUGUUUAUGAUGUGUUUUCCAUUUAUAUGUAUUCUAUAAAAGGAGAUCUUUCAUAGAAUUUUAUAGAUUUUAUAGAAUCUGGAAUAUUAAAUGUUUUAGUUAGAAGCGUAUCUUUUUCUUUUGUAGCUUCUAGAUUUCCAUUUUGGUUAAGAGACUGAACCCUACCCCACCAUUAUUCAUUCAGCAGCCUAGGUUUUCUUCAAAGAAUUUUUCUUUCUUAAAAAAUAUUUCGUCUCUGAUCCAUCUAGAAUUUUAUGUUGUUCAAGAUAGAAUUGAGUUUACAUUCUUCCAGAUAAUGACCAGUUGUCCUAACACCAUUUAUUAAAUAAUCCGUCCAUUUCUACCACAAAACUGAAAUAUGUCCUUGUUAUUAAAGUAUUAAAUAAUGGGA
This is a messenger RNA of Felis catus (domestic cat), 2984 nucleotides long. RefSeq names its product H1.1 linker histone, cluster member (gene H1-1). The transcript has a single exon. The coding region runs from base 64 to 708 and encodes 214 amino acids. Gene Ontology annotation, cellular component: nucleus; nucleosome. The record is from RefSeq and is a predicted model, not a curated record. Gene Ontology annotation, molecular function: double-stranded DNA binding; nucleosomal DNA binding; structural constituent of chromatin. NCBI's taxonomy places the organism in Eukaryota, Metazoa, Chordata, Mammalia, Carnivora, Felidae. Gene Ontology annotation, biological process: nucleosome assembly; chromosome condensation; negative regulation of DNA recombination.